CAGGCGAAUGAAAAUUAUUUUUGUUACAUUUCUACGGGAAAUUGCAAAAAGUGUGGAAAAAAGCCAACCGCGGAAAAGGAUGAUCGAAUUGAAAGCGAAAUAAUUAUGUGCAUUGCUUCUUAAACCGCAUUAGUUUAAUAUUUUCGGCGGCAAUAAAACUGCAAUUGCAGCCGCGGCCAUCAACAAAAAGACAAUCCCACAUAGAUUUGCGUGUGCGGGGUGCAAAACGUGUGCAUGUGCAUGGUGAAAAUAAAAUGCACAUUUGGUGCAUAUUUGGCGAAACAGCAACAAAUCGGUUCUUAAACUUAAACUAAUAUGCAAAGUAAUAAAAAGGCGAAAAAGGUGGUGGUGCAAAAGUAGCAUAAAACAAGAAGCAAGUGCUUGGCGCUUUGCGACGCUGCCAGCGCUGACGACAUGCGAGCGUAGAGUUGCCAGCUCCAAAUCGGAAAGGUUGCUGCUGUAGCAUUUGCGACGCUUCUAGUCGCGCAUAUUUCUCAAUAUAUUUUAAAAAAUCCGCCGAUUUUACAAUUUUAAUGCGGUAAUGAAUGUGUGCAGAUGAAAUUUAAAGCCAAUGCAAACUAUUUAACAUGGAAUGGAAUGCUCACAUGUUCCUGCCGUGUAGGUUAAUGACUUUCUGGUGUAACCAAACCAACUUCCUUAAAUCCAAGUACGCGCACUAAUCACGCGUUAAAACGUCAACAGAUUGAGUUAGAUUAGCUCAGUACCAAGGAACAGGAGUGUGCUGUACGCGUGCCAUCAUCAGCAACAAACAAUACAUAAGACAUAAAAGGUAGACUUGGCCUACUAGUUGUAUAGUUCCAUCGACGGCAAGCGAGCCAAAAUAGUUUUAUACACGCGUCGUGAUCCACUGCAGAGGCAGGAUCGACGACGCCUUUAGAUAGAAUUUUCCCCCCAAGUAGUUAAAGAAAAGCUGCCACCAUUCGGAAGAAAAACACCUCAAAUAUGACCCAUAAUCUCGGUAUGGCGCCAUAUCGUUUGCCGGGUCCAGCAGGCGGACUAUGUCCUCCUGACUUUAAGCCGCCUCCGACGGAUAUCAUCUCGGCGCCGAGCAAUCCGAAGAAGCGACGGAAAACUUCGAAUGCAGCCAAUUCAGCUGCUGCUGCUGCAGCGGCGGCAGCAGCUGCGGCCGCCGCUGCGAACUCUAUGCAACAGCAACAAACGGCUCCACCAACGCCGCAAGAUCUGCUGCCACCACCGCCGAUGGGUGGUUUCGGUGAUACAAUCGUGGCAUCGAAUCCGUUUGACGACAGUCCACAGGUGUCAGCCAUGUCUAGCUCAGCAGCUGCAGCUAUGGCCGCUAUGAAUCAAAUGGGCGGUGCAGGCGGACCUGGAAGCGGUGGACACUUUGGCGGCGGACAUCCGCUAUGGGAAGAUCGUAUGGGCAUGAGUGGUGGCCCCCCACAUAUGCAUCCGCAUAUGCAUCCUCAUCACCCCGGUGGCCCAAUGCCGCAUCCGCACGGGCCUCAUCACAUGGGCGGACCUCCGCCAAUGCGCGGUAUGAGUCCACUGGGACCCGGCGUACAUCCGCACUCGAUGGGACCGGGUGUCGGGCUACCGCCUCAUAUGAAUCACGGUCGACCUGGCGGUGUUCCCAUGGGUAGCCCAAUGGGUGCUAUGACAGCGAUGGGUGGCAUGAGUCCAAUGGGCAAUAUGGGCGGCCCCAGCAUAUCACCUCAUCAUAUGGGUAUGGGUGGGCUCUCUCCAAUGGGAGGACCGAAUGGCCCCAACGCUCAACGCGCAAUGCAAGGAUCACCGAUGGGUGGUGGUGGUGGGCCCGGCCAGAAUUCGCCAAUGAACUCUCUGCCAAUGGGCUCACCAAUGGGCAACGCCAUUGGCAGCCCACUUGGACCGCCGCCAACCGGACCCGGACCACAGCAACCUCCGAACCCGCAGCAGACGCACAUGAACAAUGGCCAAAUGGGACCACCGCCUUUGCAUAGUCCACUUGGAAACGGUCCCACGAAUCACGGUCACUUGCCCGGCGGUCCUGGACCCGGGCCUGGCCCUGGCCCUGGACCUGGACUAGUAGGGCCCGGUGGUAUCUCACCUGCUGGUAUGCCACCGAACAAUAGUGGCGGUCCAGGUAACAUGAUUGGCAGCAAUACUCCCAACAGCGGCAACAACAACAGUGGAAAUCCCAACAACAACAAUAACAACAAUGGUAGCAACAAUCAAAAUCCUCAUUUAUCGCCGGCAGGAGGUCGUUUGGGCGUUCCGACUUCGUUGCAAUCCAAUGGCCCAAUGCCGCCCGCAUCUUCAGCAGUGUCGUCGGCUUCCUCAGCGGUCACCGCAUCAACGGCGCCGCCCACCUCCACGGCAACUGCGACUUCGAUAGCAACGUCAGUACCCACAUCCUCCCCAGCGCCGCCCGCCAUGUCACCGCACCACACGUUAAGCAACGCAGGACCAAGUCCGGGCAUGCCCAAUACGGGGCCCAGCCCGCUGCAGUCGCCAGCGCUUGGAGGGCCCAAUGGAAAUAACAAUAACAAUGGACCCAUGAUGGGUCCUAUGGGCCAGCAAAUGAAUCCGAAUGUUCCUAUGCAGCAGCAGCAGCAGCAACAACAACCACAGCAUCAUGGACCGAUGGGAGCGCAUAUGACCAGCCCCGGGCCCCAAGGCCAUGGUUCUGGACCAGUGGGCAUGGGCGUAGGCCUAAACCAAAUGUUACCGCCUCAGCAACCGCCGCAUCUUGGACCACCUCACCCGCAGCUUAUGAAUCAUCCGCAUCAUCAUCCGGGUGGACCGCCACCUCCACACAUGAUGGGUCCUGCAGGACCUGGAAUGCACGGACCAGGAAACAUGCCUCCACACAUGGGCGGUCACGUUCCUCCAGGUGGUGGACCAAAUCCGCACAUGGGACCACAUGGCAACGCUGGUCCCCACAUGGGCCAUGGGCAUAUGGGUGGCGUUCCGGGUCCAGGUCCUGGACCGGGCGGCAUGAAUGGGCCACCACAUCCACACGGCAUGCCCCCACAUCACGGACAUCCCCAUCAUCACAGUCCAAUGGGAGGGCCUGGUCCAAAUAUGUUUGGCGGUGGGCCAAUGGGGCCGGGGCCAAUGAAUAACAUGAACAUGGGUCCAAUGGGCGUUGGCGGCCCUAAGCCAUUGACAAUGAGUGCUGGCAAAAUCUAUCCGCCUGGCCAACCCAUGGUCUUCAAUCCGCAAAAUCCCAAUGCACCACCUAUUUAUCCCUGUGGCAUGUGCCACAAGGAAAUCAACGAGAACGAUGAGGCGGUCUUCUGUGAAUCUGGUUGUAAUUUCUUCUUUCACAGAACCUGUGUGGGUCUAACGGAAGCCGCAUACCAAUUGCUCAUCAAGGAGGUGUUUGCAGAGUGGUGCUGUGACAAAUGUGUGUCGUCCAAGCACAUACCCAUGGUUAAGUUUAAAUGUUGAAGUGAUGUGAUGCCCUAGCCUAUUACAGGGACACCUUCAAUGUAUGGAUCCACUUCUACCUAACAUAAAGUCCACCAGCACCACCAACUACCUACCUGCCAGCGGGCACUCACUGUAAAAAAUCCCAGGCAUUAAUUAUCUUAAUUGUAGAAUUUAAGCAGUUUAAAGCUUACAUUGCACACAUAAUCGCGAUCACAUCCCUCAACCCACGUCCACAAUUCCACAUACCCCACCCGAGUCAACGCACAAUGCUGUGCUGCCUAUAUUGUAAACGAUCAACUAGCCGAGCAACCAGAUCAUUGUGUUGUGAAUUUUCGCUCCGGACAGUCUCACUCUCCGCUAAUCCUUGAAAGUGAAAAA
Molecule: messenger RNA, 3774 nt
Organism: Scaptodrosophila lebanonensis
Lineage: Eukaryota; Metazoa; Arthropoda; Insecta; Diptera; Drosophilidae
Gene: pygo
Product: protein pygopus
Exons: 2
Coding region: 964-3414 (816 amino acids)
Source: RefSeq, a predicted model, not a curated record